Caenorhabditis briggsae is the source of this 1206-nucleotide messenger RNA. The coding region runs from base 1 to 1206 and encodes 401 amino acids. Lineage: Eukaryota; Metazoa; Nematoda; Chromadorea; Rhabditida; Rhabditidae. The transcript is spliced from 6 exons. The record is from RefSeq and is a predicted model, not a curated record.
AUGGAGUUCUCAAUCGAGUUACAAGAUCAUGAAGGCGUUGUACAUCGAGAAUUUCGUUCCACAUUCAGUUAUCAGGAUACUUUGUAUCAUUUAAAUGGAGAAGUUCAGUCGAAGUUGAAUAUCGACCGGAAAUAUCAAGAGCUGUUUCUCGAAGGCCAAAGACUCGGUGGAUUUAGCGAAGACAAACUUCAAACCUUGGGACUGAAACAUCGCUCUAAGGUUGUUGUGAGACAUAACAUGGUCGCUAGUUGGAAAGCAUUCGUGGACACUUUUGAACUGGCUCGACAAGCUUCAGCACAAAAACAGUUCAUUCGACUUGAGAGAACGGUUGGUCAAGCCUUGGGACAUCUGAUGCCACUCGUCGACGCAAAAUUAUUGGUCGCCUACCCACAAUUCGACCUAAUUUUUCGUCAAUUCGAAGGGAACUUCUCUCGAUACAUGGAUCAAGAAUACAAGUUUAUUGAAUCAGCAGCACACAAAUAUUUCUCCAAAGUUUUUGCCGACAACCCAGAAUGCCCAACUCUUCACAUCAAAUGUGAAAAGAAGGGACCAGAAGAGGAUGGAGUCCAAGGUGGCCUUAUUUGUUAUAUUAUGCGGAGUAAAUCACCAAUUGGAAAGUUCUAUGUGAAGGAACAUAUGGCUCAUGCGACUGGUCAGCAUGCUGACUUACGAGAACUUUUUGUGUAUAAACUCCUCGAGCUGAUAGGAGUUGGGCCGAAGGUUCAUUUCAUACCCAAUGUACACUAUUCUUCUUUUGGACUGUAUAUAGGAACCGAAGAAGUACCUAGUUUCCGAAGAGCAGACACUAAUGGACUGGAGAUAAGUAGCGAAGUGCACGCUCAGAGAGCCUUGCUACGUCGUUUGCUGUUUGUGAAGGAUUUGCACUCAAAGAAUUAUGGACUAAAUGGUGACGGGAAACUGAGCAUUAUUGAUAUUCAAGACUUUGUCCAGCCUGAAAUGGUGCACAAGUAUUUGGAAGGGUACCAGAGCUGGAAAGGAAGCAAAGAAAUACGGAUUCAAGUGGCGAAGGAUUGCAUUCAAAACUGGAAUCUUCAGGAAAAUUUCGAAAGAGCAAAUACAGCGAUCUCAAUGCAAAAGGAGUUAUUCAAAAUGCAUUCCGUAAGCUAUAAGCCGAGUAGAAACUUUGAUGAUUACUUUGUGCAAAUUAAUAACAAUCUGAAUGCUCUGAUGGAACGUCUGAAAUGA